Molecule: messenger RNA, 2768 nt
Organism: Gastrolobium bilobum
Lineage: Eukaryota; Viridiplantae; Streptophyta; Magnoliopsida; Fabales; Fabaceae
Product: DNA gyrase subunit B, chloroplastic/mitochondrial-like
Exons: 21
Coding region: 70-2268 (732 amino acids)
Biological process (GO): DNA topological change
Cellular component (GO): chromosome
Molecular function (GO): DNA topoisomerase type II (double strand cut, ATP-hydrolyzing) activity; DNA binding; ATP binding
Source: RefSeq, a predicted model, not a curated record
AAAAAAAAAAGAUAGAGAGGGAAAAGAGAGAAAGAGAGUUAUGUCAAUGUGAAUGUAUGUGAGUGAGUGAUGGCGCGUCUUCUUCUACUUCGUCCUUCUCUUCUUCCUCGCUUCAUGGCCUCUCGCUUUUUCAUCGCCUCUUCCUUCCAUGCUCUUUCUUCUUCUUCUUCAUCCCUUCCUGUUUCUACUCAUUCCACUCUAUUUCAACCCAGGACGAGUUUUCGUCUGAGAAAGUUGUCAAUUCCACAUUUGGUGGCACCAAAUGCUGUCACUCCAGGGGCGUACUUGUCGUCUGUCUCAACAACUGAAGCUUUUCAGAAAAAUGAAAGUUCCAAAGCUUAUGGUUCUGAACAAAUUCAGGUACUUGAAGGCUUGGACCCUGUAAGAAAAAGGCCCGGGAUGUAUAUUGGAAGCACUGGCCCGCGUGGGUUGCAUCAUUUGGUCUAUGAAAUUUUGGAUAAUGCUGUUGACGAAGCUCAAGCUGGAUUUGCUUCCAAGAUAGAUGUUGUUUUACUUGCAGAUGAUUCUGUGAGCAUCACUGACAACGGUCGCGGGAUUCCUACUGACUUGCAUCCAGUUACAAAUAAAUCUUCCUUGGAGACAGUGUUGACGGUCUUGCAUGCUGGUGGAAAAUUUGGUGGCGCCAACAGUGGCUACUCUGUUUCUGGAGGUUUACAUGGGGUUGGUUUAUCUGUUGUUAAUGCCUUGUCUGAGGCACUAGAGGUAACAAUUUGGCGUGAUGGAUUGGAAUACAUGCAAACAUAUUCUCGUGGGAAGCCAACGACAAUUCUGAAAUGCCUUGUGCUUCCUGUUGAAAAGAAAGAUCUUCGUGGGACACGUAUAAGAUUUUGGCCUGACAAAGAAGUAUUCACCACUGCUAUUCAGUUUGAUUACAACACAAUAGCUGGACGCAUUAGGGAGUUGGCAUUCCUCAACCCAAAGCUUACUAUCACGCUGCAGAAAGAGGACAGUGAUCCAGAAAAAAAUCAAUAUAAUGAGUAUUUCUAUGCUGGGGGAUUGGUUGAAUAUGUGAAGUGGCUUAACACUGAUAAGAAAGCUCUUCAUGAUGUUCUGAGUUUUAGAAAAGAAAUAGAUGGAAUCGCAAUUGAUAUAGCUUUUCAAUGGUGUGAAGAUGCAUAUUCAGAUACAAUACUGGGAUAUGCUAACAGUAUACGCACUGUUGACGGGGGCACCCAUAUCGAUGGUAUGAAGGCUUCUUUAACAAGAACACUAAAUAAUCUUGGAAAGAAGUCAAAAGUUAUCAAGGAAAAGGAUAUUACUUUAAGUGGUGAGCAUGUGAGAGAGGGUCUAACAUGUGUUGUCUCAGUCAAGGUCCCAAAUCCAGAGUUUGAAGGACAAACGAAGACAAGGUUAGGAAAUCCAGAGGUGCGGAGAGUGGUUGAUCAAUCUAUGCAAGACUAUCUUACCGAGUAUUUGGAAUUGCAUCCAGAUGUUCUUGAUUUAGUACUUUCUAAAGCUCUGAAUGCUUUCAAGGCAGCUCUGGCGGCAAAAAGAGCAAGGGAAUUGGUGAGACAAAAGAGUGUAUUGAGAUCUUCAUCUCUUCCGGGAAAACUAGCUGAUUGUUCAUCCUCAAAUCCGGAAGAAUGCGAAAUCUUUAUAGUUGAAGGUGAUUCAGCUGGAGGAAGUGCUAAGCAAGGGCGUGACAGGGGCUUCCAGGCCAUUCUCCCUCUGAGGGGUAAGAUUCUGAAUAUUGAAAGGAGGGAUGAGGCAGCAAUGUACAAAAAUGAAGAGAUCCAAAAUUUGAUUCUUGGUCUUGGUCUUGGAGUGAAGGGAGAGGAUUUUAAAAAGGAUGCACUCCGAUAUCAUAAGAUUAUUAUUUUGACUGAUGCUGAUGUAGAUGGUGCCCACAUCCGAACUCUGCUACUGACAUUUUUCUUCAGAUAUCAGAGAGCUUUGUUUGAUGAAGGUUGCAUAUAUGUUGGUGUUCCACCAUUGUACAAGGUUGUAAGGGGAAAACAAGUGCACUAUUGCUAUGAUGAAGCUGACCUUAAAAAGCUCCAAAGCUCAUUACCUCCUAAUGCAUCAUACAACAUGCAAAGGUUCAAAGGGCUAGGAGAGAUGAUGCCUUUACAAUUAUGGGAGACAACCAUGGAUCCAGAACGCAGGUUACUGAAGCAACUAAAGGUUGAGGAUGCAGCUGAAGCAAAUAUUGUAUUUUCCUCUCUGAUGGGUGCUCGGGUGGAUGUUCGGAAGGAGCUCAUACGAAAUUAUGCAAACAUGAUUGAUCUUGAUCAGCUAGAUAUUUGAUGGUACAGCUAGAUUUGGAGAAAUGGAAGGGUCUUAGUAACCAUACACUACAAUAUAUUCAGGCACAAUUUUUUUUUCUAUAUGCGGUGUUGUGGACUGCUUAGACGUCUUAAUUGAAGCAAGGUCCCUGUUUUCUUCUUGGUGCCAUUUGGUGAUUUAAAAGCACUGUUCACAGGGCACAAGUGGAGCUGUCAAUUGCAGCUGCUGGGAAAUAUUUGGGAGGAGGCUUGUUGGAGGUCUAAUUUUAUUUCUACAAAUCUGACAAAUGCAUAUUUUUCUGCCCCACCUAUAUCUGAUCCUUCAUUUUUGCAAUUGUAUGUGUAAUAUAUUCGUGUACUUAAAAUGUUACUCUUUUUAAGUUACCAGCUCCUGAACUCGUGUUUGAUAGUGCCACAUUGUAAAACGUAACUGGGUGGGGUAUUUAUUUUGCAGGGUUAUUAAUUCCUAGAAUUUGAACUUUUUGGCCAUAAUUAUGCUUGAAUGGUGAAUGAAACAUGUGC